Lycium barbarum (goji berry) is the source of this 373-nucleotide messenger RNA. Its product is annotated as small ribosomal subunit protein uS9. NCBI's taxonomy places the organism in Eukaryota, Viridiplantae, Streptophyta, Magnoliopsida, Solanales, Solanaceae. The transcript has a single exon. The coding region runs from base 25 to 261 and encodes 78 amino acids. Gene Ontology annotation, biological process: translation; maturation of SSU-rRNA from tricistronic rRNA transcript (SSU-rRNA, 5.8S rRNA, LSU-rRNA). The record is from RefSeq and is a predicted model, not a curated record. Gene Ontology annotation, molecular function: structural constituent of ribosome; RNA binding. Gene Ontology annotation, cellular component: cytosolic small ribosomal subunit; ribosome.
CAGAUAUGACCGUCAAAGUUUGACAUGCGCAUACGUGUCAAGGGUGGUGGACACACUUCUCAGAUCUAUGCUAUUCGUCAGAGUAUCGCGAAAGCACUUGUUGCGUAUUAUCAGAAGUUUGUUGAUGAAGUGCAGAAGAAGGAGAUUAAGGAUGUUUUGAGGUAUGAUAGGACAUUGCUUGUUGCUGAUCCUAGAAGAUGUGAACCCAAGAAGUUUGGUGGUCGUGGUGCCAGAUCUAGGUUCCAGAAAUCUUACCGUUAGAUUGAAAAUCUGAAAUGCUUUUGGUUUCCUGGUUACGGUAAUUGGAUUAUGUUUUUGGUUAAGUGUCGUUUCUAUUGUUUUGUUUAAAGACCAUAGUGUACCAAAUGGUACU